Penicillium canariense is the source of this 2673-nucleotide messenger RNA. RefSeq names its product putative alpha-glucosidase (gene agdC). Gene Ontology annotation, molecular function: hydrolase activity, hydrolyzing O-glycosyl compounds; carbohydrate binding. Gene Ontology annotation, biological process: carbohydrate metabolic process. The transcript is spliced from 7 exons. Bases 1 to 2673 code for a protein of 890 amino acids. The record is from RefSeq and is a predicted model, not a curated record. NCBI's taxonomy places the organism in Eukaryota, Fungi, Ascomycota, Eurotiomycetes, Eurotiales, Aspergillaceae.
AUGCGGGGAUCACUGCUCCUCUUCGCCCCCUUUGUGGGAGCCGCGGUCCUCGGACCCCGGGCUGGCAGCCCGGACGAUUGUCCUAGCUACAAAGCUGUAAACAUCAAUGAGCAAGGCCAGUCUCUGACGGCAGAUCUCACUCUCGCGGGCGACCCCUGUAACUGCUACGGCACCGACUUGGAGAACCUGAAGCUGCUCGUGGAGUACCAGACCGACGACCGCCUGCACGUUGUCAUCUACGACGCCGAGGAGGAUGUCUACCAGGUCCCAACUUCAGUGCUGCCGCGGCCUCAGGCCCACGGCGACCACCACAAGAAACAGCCUGCUAUCCGCUUCGACUAUCAACCUGAACCUUUCAGUUUCCGUGUGCUGCGUGAUCAGGAAGUGCUGUUUGAUACCUCGGACACCAGCCUGAUCUUCCAGAACCAGUACCUCAAGCUCCGGACCUGGCUGCCGGCGGACCCGCACCUUUACGGCCUGGGCGAGCACUCCGACUCGCUUCGUCUGCCAACGAAGAACUACACGCGCACCUUGUGGAGCCGGGAUGCGUACAGCAUACCGGAAAACACAAACUUGUACGGCAACCACCCGGUGUAUGUGGACCAUCGCGGGGAUGCUGGCACGCACGGCGUGUUUUUCUUGAACUCCAAUGGGAUGGAUAUCAAGAUCGAUCAGACCGACGAUGGGCGCCAGUACCUGGAGUACAACACCAUCGGUGGCGUCCUUGAUUUCUACUUCUUGGCUGGCCCUACACCCAAGGAUGUGGCUAAGCAGUAUUCGGAGAUUGUGGGCCUUCCUGCGAUGCAGAGCUACUGGACUUUUGGUUUCCACAACUGCCGCUAUGGAUACCGUGAUGUCUAUGAUGUUGCCGAGGCGGUUUACAAUUACAGCCUUGCUCGCAUUCCGUUAGAGACUAUGUGGACGGAUAUCGACUACAUGUAUGGCCGUCGUGUGUUUACUCUGGAUCCGCAGCGGUUCCCGAUAGACAAGAUGCGUGAGUUGGUUGAUCAUCUGCACAAGCAUAACCAGCACUAUAUUGUCAUGGUGGAUCCAGCUGUUAGUGACAGCGACAACGGAGCUGCCAAUCGAGGUAAAGAAGCAGGCGUCUUCCUCACCCGCGGCGAUGACCUCUAUCAAGGCGCCGUCUGGCCCGGUGUCACCGUCUACCCCGACUGGUUCCACCCGGGCACGCAAGACUGGUGGAACGAUGAAUUCAGCCGGUUCUUCUCCGCGGACGGCGGUGUUGACAUCGACGGCCUAUGGAUCGACAUGAACGAGGCCGCCAACUUCUGCCCCUGGCCCUGCGAGGACCCCGCCGCGUACGCAAAGGACAACGACCUGCCCCCCGCUGCUCCGGCCGUCCGCGAUUCGUCGCCGCGCCCGCUGCCCGGUUUCCCGUCUGACUUCCAGCCCAAGACGUCGCCAGCUGCCAAGCGUUCUGACACUGUCAAAGCCCGUAGGGGUAAGGGCAGCAAGGCGGGCUUGCCUGAUCGGAACCUCCUGUCGCCACCGUAUCAGAUUGCUAAUGCGGCUGGGUCGCUGAGCAACAAGACCAUUGAUACGGAUCUUGUGCAUGCUGGGGAUGAUUCAUAUGUGGAGUACGACACUCAUAACCUUUAUGGAACCAUGAUGAGCUCUGCCUCUCGUGAGGCCAUGAUCCAGCGCCGCCCGAAAGUGCGUCCUCUGGUGAUUACUCGUAGCACCUUCGCCGGUGCAGGUGCUCAUGUCGGCCACUGGCUUGGCGACAAUCUCAGCCAAUGGGACAAGUACCGCACCUCCAUUGCGCAGAUGCUCGCCUUCGCCUCGAUCUUCCAGAUUCCCAUGGUCGGCUCGGACGUCUGUGGCUUUGGCGGCAACACGACCGAGGAGCUCUGUGCACGCUGGGCCACCCUGGGCGCCUUCUACCCAUUCUACCGCAACCACAACGAGAUCUCCUCGAUCCCACAGGAGUUCUAUCGGUGGCCGACCGUCGCCGACGCCGCGCGCAAGAUCAUCGAGAUCCGCUACCGGCUACUGGACUACCUGUACACGGCGUUCCACCAGCAGACGCAGACCGGCGAGCCUUUCCUACAGCCGCUCUUCUACGUGUACCCCUCCGACGCAAACACCUUCGCCAACGAAGCGCAGUUCUUCUACGGCGACGCGCUGCUGAUCUCACCCGUCCAGGACGUCGGGCAAACCUCGGUGGACGCCUACUUCCCCAACGACAUCUUCUACGACUGGCACAGCGGCGCCACCGUCCGCGGCCACGGCGCUCCCGUGCACCUGUCCAACAUCGGCAUCACCGAGAUCCCGAUCCACAUCCGCGGCGGCAGCGUGAUCCCCCUGCGCGCAACGAGCGCCAUGACCACGACCGAGCUGCGCCGCCGUGGCUUCGAGAUCUUAGUGGCGCCGAACCUGAGCGACUAUGCCUCCGGUUCGCUGUACCUGGAUGACGGCGAGUCGCUGCAGACCGAUCGCAGCUCCCAGAUCGAGUUCGAGUAUCGUCGUGGCCACCUCACUAUCCGCGGUCAAUUCGGGUAUUCGGCUAAUGUGGUGAUUGAGUCCGUGACUGUGCUGGGGCAGAAUCGCCCGCCGAAGCAGAAGCGCGGGGUGGAGUUUGACGCAGCGCGGCACAGUGUGACGAAGAAGGUGAACAUCGCGUUGUCAGGGCCUGCUGAGGUUGAUAUUUAG